Molecule: messenger RNA, 240 nt
Organism: Ustilaginoidea virens
Lineage: Eukaryota; Fungi; Ascomycota; Sordariomycetes; Hypocreales; Clavicipitaceae
Exons: 2
Coding region: 1-240 (79 amino acids)
Source: RefSeq, a predicted model, not a curated record
AUGGAAUCCGUCAGGGACAACGCGGUUUCGGAAGAAACUGGACCAGCCUGGGUUAAGCGUGCCAGCAUACAAACUUUGCAAGCCAUUGAGGAAGGCAGCAUCCCAGGUUCCGCCUCCGCCACGAGAUUUUAUCAUUUGGAGUACGGAAUAGCGAUGUGUCCGACAAGACGGCAGGUCGAGCAAGACCAGGAUCAUGAUGGAUCCUUACGCGACGCGUUUGUUUCUGCACAGCCUGACUGA